Metarhizium acridum CQMa 102 is the source of this 1521-nucleotide messenger RNA. RefSeq lists its product as uncharacterized. The record is from RefSeq and is a predicted model, not a curated record. NCBI's taxonomy places the organism in Eukaryota, Fungi, Ascomycota, Sordariomycetes, Hypocreales, Clavicipitaceae.
AUGGCACAGUCACACGAGGCGGAUCGAGUAGCUUCAGCCGACAACCACAAGCCCUCGGCCGUUCAUGACGCAGACAACAACACCGCGACUCGGAAUGUCGAUGCCACGGAACGGGCCAUGCCCCCCGAGGAGCCGAAGACGGCGGGUUUGCGGCCGCAUCCCUCCAGGAUUGUUCGCUUUUACUCUCAUCCGUGGACGCAGAUCCUGUUGAUCUCCUUUAUCUGCUUCUGCAUGCCUGGGAUGUACAAUGCGCUCACGGGACUCGGCGGCUCGGGACAGGUUGAUUCGACCGUCGCCGCCAAUGCCACCGUCGCUCUGCUCUCGGCCACCGCAGCAACAGCCCUGACCGUCGCCGGCCCCGUCUUCUCCAUCCUCGGACCGCGCAUCAGCUUUCUCAUGGCCGGCUGGACGUAUGCGCUGUACAGCGGCUCGCUCCUCCACUUCAACCACACGGGCAACGGCGCCUUUGUCAUUGGGUCCGGCGCCGUCGCCGGCAUCGGCUCGUCCUUUGUCUGGAUCGUCCAGGGCGCCAUCAUGACCACGUACGUCGACGAGGCGCAAAAGGGCCGCGCCAUUGCCGUCUUCUGGACCAUCUUCAACCUCGGCGGCGGCAUCGGCUCCCUGGCCUCGUUCGGCCUCAACUACGACUCCACGUCUGGCACCGUCUCGGACUCGACCUACGUUGCCCUCAUGGCCAUCAUGCUGUUCGGCUGGACCCUCGGCGUCUUCAUCUGCUCGCCCUCUCGCAUCCGCCUGGCCCAGCUGAACAAGGCCGUCGAGACGGAGAAGCACACCCUGGGGGGAACCGCCAUGACGGCCAUCAAGACCAUUGCCAAGUGGCGCGUCCUCUGCAUGCUGCCGCUCUUCUUCUCCGCCAACGUCUUUUACAGCUACCAGCAGAACCAGGUCAACGGCGAGACCUUCAACAUCCGCACCCGCUCCCUCAACGGCGCCCUGUACUGGAUGGCCCAGAUGCUCGGCGGCCUCUUGAUCGGCCUGCUCCUCGAUCUCCCCUGCUUCGACCGCCCUACGCGUGCCAGGCUCGGCUGGGCCACCGUCUUCGUGACCGGCAUGGCCAUCUGGGGGGGAGGCUAUGAGUUCCAGAAGUGGCAGGACGCCCGCCUGGCCGCUGGCCACCGCCAGGACGCUGACUUUAAGGAGGGAGGCAUCUCUACCGGUCCCAUUUUCCUGUACAUCUUCUACGGCGCCUACGACGCCCUGUGGCAAGGCUACGCCUACUGGCUCAUUGGCACCGAAUCCAACAGCUCGGCCCGCGCCGCCGUGCUCGUCGGGGCUUACAAGUCUCUGCAAGCUGCCGGCGGUGCCAUGGCAUGGCGUAUCAAUGCCCAGAAGGUGGCUCCGAUGAGCCAGUUUGGGAUGAACUGGGGCAUGUGUAUCGGUUCCUUGGUCAUCGUGUUGCCGACUGUGUUGACAGUCUCCAAGACCACAACAACGGAUGACGAGGCAAAGGUUACGUCAGGAGCGCAGCAACGACCUAGCAAAUUGGUCACAGAGGAGUAG